Anopheles darlingi is the source of this 1221-nucleotide messenger RNA. RefSeq names its product probable cyclin-dependent serine/threonine-protein kinase DDB_G0292550. The transcript is spliced from 10 exons. The record is from RefSeq and is a predicted model, not a curated record. Bases 1 to 1221 code for a protein of 406 amino acids. NCBI's taxonomy places the organism in Eukaryota, Metazoa, Arthropoda, Insecta, Diptera, Culicidae.
AUGCAGACCGCCAAUCAGUCCAACAACAACAAACUCAACAGCAGCGACUACUCAAUCAACAAUGCCAAAACUGACGACAAUGACCAUGAGCAUUACGAAUACACUAAAGUCAACAACCAACACUACAACAACAGGUUCACCAGCAUCAGCAACUAUAAACCCAAUGAAUACAACAACCGACUCACUAGCAUUGGCAAUGCAAACAACAAUGCAAAAAUUGACGACGCCGACCACGAAACUCAUGAGUACAUCAAAGCCAACAACCAACACUACAACAACAGGCUCACCAGCAUCAGCAACUAUAAACCCAAUGAAUACAACAACCGACUCACUAGCAUUGACGAUGCAAACAACAAUGCAAAAAUUGACGGCACCGACCACGAAGCUAAUGAGUACAUCAAAGCCAACAACCAACACUACAACAACAGGCUCACCAGCAUCAACAACGCAAUCAACAAUGCCAAAAAUGACGGCAACGACAACAAUGCUAUUGACUACACCAAAUGCAACAACCGACUCACUUGCAUUGGCGAUGCAAACAACAAUGCAAAAAUUGACGGCACCGACCACGAAACUCAUGAGUACAUCAAAGUACGCGACAAGUACUUCAAAAACUACUAUAAAACCAAUGAAUACAACAACCGACUCACUUGCAUUGGCAAUGCAAACAACAAUGCAAGAAUUGACGGCACCGACCACGAAGCUAAUGAGUACAUCAAAGUACGCGACAAGUACUUCAAAAACUACUAUAAACCCAAUGAAUUUGGAAACGACCAAGAAGCCAGCAACUACAAGAGAUCCUUUAUGGAUCUCUUAUGGUCCAACAUACAGGCCAACAACCAACACUACAACAACAGGCUCACCAGCAUCAACAACGCAAUCAACUAUGCCAAAAAUGACGGCAACGACAACAAUGCUAUUGACUACACCAAAGCCAACAACCAACACUACAACAACAGGCUCACCAGCAUCAACAACGCAAUCAACAAUGCCAAAAAUGACGGCAACGACAACAAUGCUAUUGACUACACCAAAUGCAACAACCGACUCACUUGCAUUGGCGAUGCAAACAACAAUGCAAAAAUUGACGGCACCGACCACGAAACUCAUGAGUACAUCAAAGUACGCGACAAGUACUUCAAAAACUACUAUAAAACCAAUGAAGUUGGAAACGACCAAGAAGCCAGCAACUACAAGAGAUCCUUUAUGGAUCUCUUAUGA